AUACUGUCAAUAGCGAGGGCAAUCAGGUUAUGACAGACAAGUAGUAAAGUAUGGAAAUAAAAUCGUUUGACUUCACUGUAAAAUUAUAACUACAGUUUCCACUGAUACUUAAAUUUCCAAAUCAACUUCUUCACUGUUUAUGUACUAUACUUGAACCGAUGUUUUUGAAGUGGAGAAAUCAAACAUAGUCUUUGCUCGUUGCCAGACAUGCGACUUGACGUGAGGCAGAGUAGUGAGCGUUGUUUAGUGAAUGAGUGAAUACUACAGUGAAGUAGUGAAAGUAAGUUCGAGGAUGAAUGACAGUCGUGUACAGAUAUUGAAGAUAUUUCCAGUAUUUACUGUCCUGUUUUCAUUAUGGGUUCUGUAUGUGACGCUUAGAGUUCUUGAUGAAACUGGACAAAGUAUUUUGGUUUUCGCAUUGUUGCUAUUGCAAGUCUAUUUAAACUGGUUGGCACUGCUACUUGGCAACCGCAACUGCACAGCUUCAAGAAGUCAAGAUAAAAGUUACUUCAGUUGGGAACUACUGAGUGCCGCUUCCGAUGAUUACGACUUCAGUAACUCAUCACCUCCAUGGAAUAGUAACAGCGAAAAGAAUGUUGAGGAAAACAAGUUUUAUGAUCACGAUUUUGUUUCGAACACAGACAUUACAAUGCAAAGAAUUUGGUAUUGCCCUCGCUGCUGUCAGAAUUCUUUCAUAAAAUGCUCCCAUUGCUCAGUGUGUAAGAAAUGCAUUAUUGAGCGGGAUCAUCAUUGUUUUUUCUUGGGAACGUGUAUUAGCAUGAAAAAUAUCACAUACUUCAUUAUUCUGUUAAUUUACACUGGUCUAACAUCAUCUUAUGUCACUCUGUUGUUGUGCAACAAAAUGAAUUUGCUUGACUCCUCUACUACAGUGUUAAUGGAGCACUUCUUUCCAGUAUCAUUUGCGAAAUGGUUAUCGGGCGAAGAAUAUACAUAUAACCUAAUAGAAAAAUUGCUGUUGAAUGUGUGCGUGUCGUUGGCUCUAUUUAGUUUGGCAUUUGCCGCCUACUAUUUGUGCAAAGCAGCAAGAAGUAAAACUUUACAAAAGUCACAUAAGCAACGGGAUAUUAUUUCCUUCCUGAAAUUUACAAGAAACAAUGCAUCGCAUUUUAGAAAGCAUAAUCUCGUUAAUUUAAUAUUCCCAAUGAUUCUAAUGAGGUAUUUGCCUUUCAACGUAGCGUCCAACACCCACAAAGAAAAUUAAGUUUCGGACCACGACUAAAGUGAUAAAACCAAGCACUUCUGCAAACAUUGCAUAAACUUCAAGCAAGAUUUAGGAUGUGAUCUUCAUAACUCGAUUUGAGUACAUCCAGUAAAAUAACACGCAAUUUAACUGUCAAAUUCAUAAACUUGAAAUUCAGACCUCUGUGCAAAUGUUUGCUAGAUUUAUACUUUCUGUGUGUAAUAUAUUCUGUGAUACUGUAAAUAUACUGUUGUGUGAAAAUCACUUAAGAUGUGUUGUAACAUAAAAUGUUACUAAUCUUCAGCAGUUUUAUUGUAGAUCCAAAAUGGUAAAUUGAUGUAUAGAAAUUUUCCAGGAAAAGCAAGCAGUUGAGUUUGAAAAUCAUGUUUCAAGGGGAAAUUAAUGAAUUUUGCUUCUAAGUGCACUUUUAAAUUGAUCAUAAAGAAAAAAAUAAACUAACACACCAGUCUAACAGAAUGUCAGUAUGAGGUCUUCUCUGAAAUAUUUAAAGCACAUAAUGUGAAAGAACCAAGGAGAUAGGUUUUACCGACUGUCAAACCUACAUGCAAAGUUAUAAAAUGCUGUCGUACAUGGCAAUUCCUGGAAAACCACCUCAUGCAGUCCACACCAGAGGGGCAACUUUCAUGUAUUAUUUUCUACAAAUGUCUUCAUUAUGGACAAUCUUCAAGAAUGUACAGCGAUUCAAGCAACCUGAGAAGGCAGGAGUCCUGGACCCCACAUAUUUGACAUCAAGACAGGAUUCAGCAGGUUACUUCUGCUGCAACAAAUGAGAAUGCAAAGAUUACUAAUCAGCUCACAAGUGGAUAACCCACCCACAGUUGUGUGCUGACAGCAAUUAUUGAAGAAUGCCUUAGUAGGUGUUUUGGGAGAUUCUGUAAAUUAGAGAAGCCAAAAACGAGGACUAACAUGUUACCAUCCAUAUGUUAUCCUUUUUUUAAAAUUGAAAUGGAUACCGAAGACUAACAGUGAAUACGUUAAAGAACUGUUUAUUCUAGAAAUUUGAAAUAUGAAACAAGAAGUAGUAGAUGAGAACUUGAAACAUUCUGAUGAAAAAGAAAAUCUUGAAUAUUAUUAGAUAUUUGUUGAGGAUUCUGAUUCCCACAUAGCGAGUGAGAGUGCAAACACUAUAACAGAUCUGAUUCUUUGAACAGUCAGGUAUCCCAACUGUAAAAAACUUUUUCUUAAGAAAAAUACUUGUUUACCAAUUUCUGCCCCUGAUGAACGACUAUUUUCCUUUGGUGAAAUUAGUGAAGCAAAUGGUGAAUAAAAUGUUCACUAACAAGAGAUGUUUUAUUUAAAUAAAUGUAUUUUGAAA
Schistocerca piceifrons (Central American locust) is the source of this 2537-nucleotide messenger RNA. RefSeq names its product putative ZDHHC-type palmitoyltransferase 2. Gene Ontology annotation, cellular component: Golgi apparatus; endoplasmic reticulum. The transcript is spliced from 3 exons. The record is from RefSeq and is a predicted model, not a curated record. Lineage: Eukaryota; Metazoa; Arthropoda; Insecta; Orthoptera; Acrididae. Gene Ontology annotation, biological process: peptidyl-L-cysteine S-palmitoylation; protein targeting to membrane. Gene Ontology annotation, molecular function: protein-cysteine S-palmitoyltransferase activity. The coding region runs from base 251 to 1222 and encodes 323 amino acids.